Messenger RNA from Populus nigra (black poplar), 1626 nucleotides. RefSeq names its product MLO protein homolog 1-like. Gene Ontology annotation, biological process: defense response. NCBI's taxonomy places the organism in Eukaryota, Viridiplantae, Streptophyta, Magnoliopsida, Malpighiales, Salicaceae. The record is from RefSeq and is a predicted model, not a curated record. The transcript is spliced from 14 exons. Gene Ontology annotation, cellular component: membrane. The coding region runs from base 1 to 1626 and encodes 541 amino acids.
AUGGCAGCUGGUUCUUAUGGAGACAAGACCCUGCAAAACACACCUACAUGGGCUGUGGCGGCAGUUUGUGCAGUGUUUGUGAUCAUAUCUGUUCUAAUAGAUCAUUCCAUUCAUUCGUUAGGAAAGUGGUUCCAAAAACGUCAAAAGAAGGCCAUGAGUGAAGCUUUGGAGAAGAUUAAAGCUGAGCUAAUGCUACUAGGCUUCAUAUCCUUGCUGCUUACUGUGGGUACAAGAGCUAUCUUGAAGAUAUGCAUCCCUGAAAAAUAUGAAAAAAUUAUGCUCCCCUGCAAAAAUGCUUACGGCCUGGACAAGUAUGAAGAUAAAAAGGGAGAUAAUAAGAGGAAGCUACUUUCAUUUGCCGGAAAUGUAGCAAUACACCGAGUUUUGGCAGCAGCUGGUGGUGAUGGCGGCGACUAUUGCUCCAAGGGUAAAGUGUCUUUGAUUUCGCAAACAGGAGUGCACCAAUUGCACAUAUUUCUAUUUGUUCUUGCCAUUUUUCAUGUUCUGUACAGUGUCAUUACUAUGGCGCUAGGGCAAGCAAAAAUGAAGAAAUGGAAGGCUUGGGAAUUAGAGACUUCGUCCCUAGAGUACCAAUUUACAAACGACUCAGCAAGAUUUAGACUGGUUCACCAGACCUCCUUUGUGAAGCGUCACUCUGGCAUCGCCACAGCACCGGGGAUCAAAUGGGUUGUUGCAUUAUUUAGGCAAUUCACUGGUUCAGUAACAAAGGUGGAUUACAUGGCUAUUAGACAUGGGUUUAUAAACGCACAUUUUGCUCCAAAUAGCAAAUUUGAUUUCCACAAGUACAUCAAAAGAUGCAUGGAAGAUGAGUUUAAGGUGGUUGUGGGCGUAAGCAUGCCACUAUGGAUUUUUGCCAUACUCUUUUUGCUGCUAAAUGUCUACAAAUGGUACACAUUCACCUGGUUGGCAGUUGUGCCUCUUGUUAUACUUCUCUUGGUGGGCGCUAAACUUGAACUUGUUAUCAUGGAAAUGGCUCAAGAAGCCCAGGACAGAAGUCAUGUUGUUAGAGGAGCUCCAUUGGUUGAGCCUAAUAACAAAUAUUUCUGGUUUAAUCGACCCCAUUGGAUUCUCCUCUUAAUACAUUACACUCUUUUCCAGAACGCAUUUGAAAUGGCAUUUUUCUUGUGGACAUGGUAUGAAUUCGGGAUCAAAUCUUGUUUCCACGAAAACUUGGCACUGAUUUUGACAAGGGUUUUCCUCGGAUUGAUCCUUCAGUUCGUGUGUAGCUAUAUAACCUUCCCUCUCUAUUCAUUGGUGACACAGAUGGGUUCUCACAUGAAGAAAGGAAUAUUUGAGGAACAAACAGCAAAAGCACUUAGAAAAUGGCAAAUGGCAGCAAAGCUAAGAAAUAGAUCAAGAAAAACAGGAGGUGAUCAAGUUGGUGGUUCUAGUCUAGGGUUCAUGAGCUCUGAAAUGACACCAAGCCAAGGUGCCUCACCUGUACAUUUGCUUCACAAGUACAGGCCAAGUCAACCGGAUGUUGAAAGUGUCAUUAGUUCGGCAUUGUCUUACACAUCGGAUACUGACCUCUCGGAGCUCGAUGGCUCCACUCAUGAUAAGCACGAGUCAAGAAAGCAAGACCAUCAAGAGCCAAUAAACUCGUGA